This is a messenger RNA of Oryzias latipes (Japanese medaka), 1698 nucleotides long. The record is from RefSeq and is a predicted model, not a curated record. NCBI's taxonomy places the organism in Eukaryota, Metazoa, Chordata, Actinopteri, Beloniformes, Adrianichthyidae.
UUUUUAUUUCAGCUUCUAAUCUCAGUCAUUUUAAAGUUACCCCACAUAUAGAAUGUCAAUUAAUCUUUAAAGAAUUGUUCAAUUACUUGAACAUUUUUCAUUCAAGCAUUUGUAAGAGACAAUGUUUCUUCAUCCUCUGUGUGCAUGAUGCAGAAACUCAGGUAGGAGCUGUACUGCUGAUGAGGUGUAGAGUUGCAAGCUUCUAGAGUUUCUAUGACAUGGAAAACCCUCUCUAUCCUCUACUAUUGUUUUCCAGCUCACCACAGUCUCACCUGUGUUACAGAUUAACACUGAAGAAGCAAAUAAUGCGGGUAAGCAUAAGAGUCUUCAGAUGCUUAAAGCGUUUUCAGGAAAUUGAAUUUGAAGAACUGUUUCAUUUCAAAAUUUUAGAUCUGUUUGUUCAAGCUGCGUACCCACCAGUGGUGUUUCCUGCUUUUCAACGUACUGCUCUUCCAUGCCUUGCUGUUCGGGGCAGAUUUUGUGGAGGAGUACCUCCUGCAGCCCACGCCAGGGGUUUACACUGAUGCCAUGGUUACUGGCGUGAGGGAGAAAGCAAGGAAAUUGGACCUGAGCGAUGCCAGGGAAAACAUUUCCUUUGAGUACCCUAUAACAAACGCUGAGGCUUGCAGAAACUCUGACCUCUUUCUUCUCGCUUUGGUCUUCAGCUCUGCAGGAAACAUCUCCCAAAGAGACGCUGUGAGGAAGACAUGGGCAAACCAAACCCUGAUUGAAGGCUUUCCAGUGAAGACAUUUUUUUUCUUAGCGCUGUCUGACACUUCUGCUGCGCAUCAGGAGCUCCUAAGUGAAUCUGAGCGUUAUGGAGAUGUAAUCCAGGCUUAUGCUGGAGCAGAGCGGUCCCUCCAUGGCUCAAAGGAGAGGACCGUGCUGGCUCUCCGCUGGGUGAUCUCCUUCUGUCCCCUGGCACGAUUUGUUCUGCUGACCAAGGAAUCUGUGUUUGUCAACCUUCCAGCUCUUGGCAGCUACCUGCUCAGACUACACAGACACCCAGAGGAUCUGUACCUAGGCAGAGUGAUUCAACAAGACCAACCUAACAGGGACCCUAAGAGUCCCGGGUACCUGCCCCCCGCUCUGUACCCUGCCAAAUACCUGCCCGAAUAUUGCGAUGACACCGCCUAUGUGCUGUCCCAAGAUGUAGUCCGGAAGGUGUAUGUGGCAUCUGCAUUGGUCCUUGCGCCCGUGUCCGCUGAUGUUUUUGUGGGUCUCUGUGCUCGGAAGGCUGGUGUCUCCCCAACCCACAGUGCUAGGUUCCCUGGAGAUAAACACAUUCAUUACAACGCAUGCUGCUACCUUUACCUGUUCUGCUCUGCAGGCAUGAGGAGCCACGAGUUGGAAAGAAUCUGGAUGGAUCUUGAGCAGAAAGGUGGAAGAUGCUCACUUUUAAAGACAUAUUAUGGACUGGUGUACUGUAAAGCUCACACGUACAUAGAUAAACUCCUUAAUCCUCAUUGAAAAGAGAAAUGGAAUCAAGGUGAAAAGGGUCAAAGUUGACUUUAAUUUGAUGGAACUGUAUAAUUUGAUGGAAGUGUAUAUCGGUAAUUAUAUUUUUUGUUGUUCUCCUGUGUGUAAAGUUAUGUUGUGUAAAAAAUUAUUCCAAUAAGAUAGUGUAAAUAUAAAGUCUUUCUGAAGACAUCAUUAAAAUCAGGAUUUCUGAUCAUAUCCAUUCAUGCCUUGAUGGAA